UUGUGCUACUUUUUGGAUAAUUUCUUAUUUUGCUGCUCGCUGCUUUCUUCCCAUAUUUUUAAAAGAGACACUUUGCUGUGGUUAAAUUGAUGAGUGUUGAGAGCAUAGGCUGUAUAUAAAGAUUGAUUAUUUAUUUAACAGUGAUAUGGUGUUCAGACUCUGUCCUUUUCCCCAUUAAUGAAACUCGGCGGACACUAGGACCCGCAAAAACACCCUCUGCACAGAGAGAACGACUUUCAUCGAAAAAGCGAGAUUCUUCACUGCCAUCUACUUCCGCAUUUGCUUUAAAGCCUCAGCCCUGUCAAAUGUAGAUUUUAGGACUAAUAAUCGCCUUUUCAGACCACCUUGAAACAUAAGUCGGCAGUAACGGCUCAUGCAUGUGUGUUAAUUGUAUACUUAGUUAGCAGCUGUUAUAGAAUAUCAUAGCAAGCUAUUUUUUUUGCUGCGGUUGUUCACCAUUUUUGCCGUUGGACGGAGAGUGAUGUCUGGGAGUCCUGCUGUGCUGAUGAGGCUGGUGGCCUCUGCUCACUCUGUGGCUGAGAGGGCCGGGGCCAUCGUGAGGAAGGUCCUUCACAGCGGAGAACUUGGCAUUGUGGAAAAGACCGGAGCGAAUGAUCUACAGACUCUUGCAGACAGACUGGCACAGCAGAGCAUUUGUGCAUCAUUGUCCAGAUGUUUCCCCAAAAUCACCAUCAUCGGAGAGGAGGAGCUUCCGGCUGAGGAGAUAAAGGAGGAUCUCAUUGAGAGCGGCCACUCAGAGGAAGUCCUUCAGAAGACGUGUCCAGCAGAGUUCAGCAGGCUGAAAGAGGAGGAGAUAGUUGUGUGGGUUGAUCCCCUCGAUGGCACAAAGGAAUACACUGAAGCAUCGAGGUGUCUUCAGCACCAAACUGAGGCCCAGAUACCAAACACGGGGUCGGACACCUCUCAGCCUCACAGCACAGCUCUCUGGCUCCUGGAUAAUGUGACGGUGCUUAUCGGUAUUGCAUAUGGAGGCAGAGCUAUUGCAGGCGUCAUCAACCAGCCUUUCUACAACUACCAGCAUGGAGCUGGAGCAACUUUAGGAAGAACCAUUUGGGGCAUGCUGGGAUUGGGCGCCUUUGGAUUUCAGCUGCAGGAAGUUCCAGGCGACAGACGCAUCAUCACCACCACACGUUCCCAUAGCAACAAGCUGGUAACCGACUGUGUAGACGCAAUGGAGCCUCAUGAAGUUAUAAGAGUGGGUGGUGCUGGAAACAAGAUCAUUCAGCUUAUUGAAGGAAAGGCUUCUGCUUAUGUCUUCGCCAGUCCAGGGUGCAAGAAGUGGGACACCUGCGCUCCUGAAGCCAUCCUGCAUGCUGUCGGAGGUAAACUGACUGACGUGCAUGGAAAUGCAUAUCGCUAUGAUGCUAACGUAAAGCACAUGAACUCUGCUGGCGUUCUUGCCACACUGCGCAACCACAACUACUACGUCAGCAGAGUACCACAGUCAGUGCUGCAAGCCCUCAAGUCAGACUGAGGUCAGUCUCCAUCAGAAAUCACACUGCUGUCCCUCUGUGGUCCAGAGAUCCAGCACUUUAAAUCCAUCCACACAUGCAGGAACCUUCAAUGUGAAAAUGUCAUAUAAUCAAAUGUCUAACGUGAUGAUUUCAAACUCAAAUUGGGCAUGGCGAACUACAAUAAUAUGUUUUUUGUGGCAUUCAUCAUCACUCAGCACUUAAUCUACCAGAAACGCACAGGGAGCAGGCUCACCAGCACUUCCAUUUUAUUCACUCGUUUCAAACAAACUUUUACAAAUCUCAGAACAUCUUAACAUACCGUUUCAAACUUGAAGACCAAUAGAUUUACAAGGAAAAAGGCAAAGAUUUCAAUAAAUAAAAAAUACAUUGGUUAAAUGUUCAUUAGUGAGUUGGAAAUGAUCGGCUUCAUUCAAUAACCACUAAGUGGGAACACUGUUAUAUAACGAGCAUAAUGCCAACGACAAGCGAAAUGCCAUCGUCCCCCCUCGAUGAGUUUGACCUCGUUACGAUGUCAUGCGAUGACUGGAAGUUCAACAAUGUUCAAUGUGAGAGGUCAUUUUCUACCACUGUGAGGAUGUAUAUACUGACAACUAUUUUUAAAUCUCGAACUGUACGUCAGUUUCUGCCACGUUCUUCAUAUCCGUCUCUACGUUUCUACACACCUACUGAACUUACCAGACUCAAGGACACAAACUCAAAGUGCUCAGUGAUGUUUGGUCCCAACAUUUUCCACACACACUGAAUUUACAUCUGAACUGAUGAAGAAACUUUUACGCUAUCUCAUUGCUCUGUUUUUCCCAUUUUUUAAAAUACCAAACAAUUAAAAUUCUGCUUUUUAACAACCUCAGAUGCUUCUUCAGUGAUGUGACGGAUAAAAGUUUCAGAGCUUGGAUCUAAUGUAGAGCAUCUUCUGUAUUUGAAUGCCCUGGUGAAAGGUACAGCAUUUUUUAAAAAAAAUUCAAAUAGACUCUAAUGGCUUUUUCGCAUUUAUGCUUGCAUAUGGCAAGUUUUUUUUUGCAAUAUUUAUUGCACUUAAAAUAUCAAAAUCUCAGGAUUUCAUUUAGCUCUUGGGGAGAAAAACAUUCUUAAGUCAUAGGGAAAGUCAUAGCAAUGUCUUAACAGUAUGCCAUUCUUAAAGGAAAGAUUUCACAUUUUGGGAAAAGUCACUUUCUUGCUGAGACUAAAGCCCUAUUCACACAGGACCUCUGGUAAUCUGUAAUAAUUGUGGAGGUCGUCCUAAUCCCAUGCGAUUCUGCCAUGUCCGUAAUUUGUCAAGUAAAAAUUCCACCACAAAGUACCUACUUUAUUUACUUUACAUGUGAUAAUAUAGUGAAAAUAUAAUGAUAACAAAAGUCCCGUGCAAGAUGGGAUCUCUGUGAUUCAGGGUCGUGUUUGGGUUUUCUGCGGCUCGUUUCUGCGUCUUUGCCAGUCAAGAAUUAGGAGGCUGUGUUAGUAAUUCUAAAUUAAAUCUUGAUAGCAUUUUAGGUGUAGAGGGCUCAUCUCACUACACAGCACGGAGACCUGUUCACAGAUAAUAAAGCUCAGAUCAAUUACAAGAGGGAAAUCUCAAAAGAUGAUGAGAUGAAUAACACGACAAUGUGUUGCGGAAUUGGACCUGUUUGUAUAACCAACAUUUAGAGAAAAAUUGAGGUUACCACUGUCAUCACCACUAGCUGUGCUGAGUAGUAUUUCUGUGUCAGUCACUUUGAGUAAAAUACAGACACUUAUCCUGUGAAUGCGCUGUAGGAAACACAGACGUGGAAGGGUAAUUUCCAGUCCUGUGGGAAUGGGGCUUUAGAUGAUACUAAGUUUAAUACUUGAUGUCUGU
This is a messenger RNA of Plectropomus leopardus (leopard coralgrouper), 3324 nucleotides long. The record is from RefSeq and is a predicted model, not a curated record. Lineage: Eukaryota; Metazoa; Chordata; Actinopteri; Perciformes; Serranidae.